Molecule: messenger RNA, 4008 nt
Organism: Cynara cardunculus var. scolymus (artichoke)
Lineage: Eukaryota; Viridiplantae; Streptophyta; Magnoliopsida; Asterales; Asteraceae
Product: disease resistance protein RML1B-like
Exons: 6
Coding region: 351-3740 (1129 amino acids)
Biological process (GO): defense response
Molecular function (GO): ADP binding
Source: RefSeq, a predicted model, not a curated record
AAACUUUCACCGAUCAUCUGCAAACAGCUUUGUUGCAGUCUGGCCUUUGCACCUUCAGAAACAUAUACGAAUUUGGUGAGCUAGAGAGACACGAAGCAAUCAGACGUUCUAGAGUCUCAGUAAUUGUACUUUCUGAAAACUACGCUUUGUCCAAACGGUGUUUAGAUGAACUCGUGCUGAUUAUUGAAUGUAGAAGGAGAAUUGGGCAAUUCGUGUUGCCUGUAUUCUAUCACCUUGAUCCGUCGGAGUUUCUGAAGCAAAAAGGGGAAUUUAGAGAAGAAUUUGAUGGAUGGAGGCAUGAAUGGAGAUCCGCUCUUGGUGAAGUUGCAAACUUGGCGUCGGAGUAUGGGAUGAUUUUGCAUAAUUUUGCUGAAGGGUACGAGGCAAAGUUUAUUCAAAAGACUGUCAACGUGAUCGAAGACAAGCUCAGUCGACCAAUGGUGAGAGUUGCUCGCUACCCAAUUGGAAUAGAAUUCCGUUCCCGAAACAUUAGUUUGUGGCUACAACAAAAAUCAACCAAUGUUGAGUUGCUUGUUAUAUGUGGGAUGGGAGGAAUCGGAAAGACAACCAUAGCGAAAUUUGUUUAUAAUUUGAACUUCAAAAGAUUUGAAUGCAGCAGCUUUCUUGCAAACAUUAGGAAGACAUGUGAACAACCAAGUGGUUUAGUUCAGCUGCAAAAUCAACUUCUUUCAAAUGUUCUGAAGGGGGAAAGGCCAAAAGUAUGGAAUGUUGAUGAAGGUAUUACCAAGAUUAAAGAGUCAUUGUGCCAUAAGAGGAGUCUGCUUGUUUUGGAUGACGUGGAUGAAAUGUACCAAUUAGAUGCACUGAUUGGGAAGCGAGAGUUCCAUCCAGGAAGUAAAAUCAUUAUAACGACGAGGAAUAAGUGGUUCUUAAAAGGUGAUAAAGUACAUAAAGUGUAUACAGUUGAAAAAUUAGAUGACAAUGAAUCGCUGGAGCUCUUCAGUUGUCAUGCCUUUGGGAAAAAACAUCCGGUUGAAGGUUACGUGGAUCUGUCCAAACGUGUAGUACGCCAUUGUCUGGGGAUUCCCUUAGCCCUUCUAGUUUUAGGGUCUUCUUUGUCGGGAAGAAGUCCAGCUUUAUGGAGAAGUGCACUAGAAAAAUUGGAAGCAAUUCCUGAUGCACAAAUCAUACAGAAACUCAAAGUAAGUUAUGACUGUUUGCAAGACGACCAUGACAGAAACCUAUUCCUUCACAUUGCUUGUUUCUUUAUUGGGGAAGACAAAGACUGUGUUAGUAAAAUACUAGAUAAGUGCGACUUCUUCUCAACAGUUGGGAUCCAGAAUCUUGUUGAUAGAUGUCUUCUAAAUCUUGAACUCGGCACCAAGUUAAUGAUGCAUCAUUUAAUUCAAGAUAUGGCUAGAGAAAUUGUUCGGAAAGAAUCACCUACAAGGCCAGGGGAGCGCAGCAGACUGUGGCAUCAUGUAGACUCAUUCAGUGUGUUAAAGGAGAAAAGCGGUACGAAAAGAGUUCAAGGCCUCACACUCGACAUGCGUAUGGUCAAGAAGGAGAAAUCUGCACAAUCAACUUUCUAUGGUCAUGAUUCACGAAAGCGUCAACGUGAAACAUUUUCUGAUGAAUCAUUCCUGUCAUCAAGCCAUCAAACAUCAUUAAAACGACAGCAUCUUACCAUCUUCUCUUGGGAAUGGGUGCACAGUCAAUUAAAAUGCCCAAAUGAAAUGGAUUUGGAAACUGAUGCAUUUACAAAGCUGGACGACCUAAAAUUACUCAGGAUCAACUAUGUAAAACUCAAUGGAUGUUAUGACUACUUUCCUGAAAAUUUAAGAUGGUUGUGUUGGCAUGGGUUUCCUUCAACGUAUUUACCAGGUGACUUGCGAUUGGGAAAUUUAGUUUCUCUUGAUUUGUCUUAUAGCAACUUGGAGCAAGUUUGGAAGCGAACCAAGCUUCUUGGAUGUUUGAGGAUUCUUAACCUCAGUUAUUCACGAGGGCUUACAGAAACACCAGACUUCUCAGGACUGCCCAGUCUAGAGAAGUUGCUGCUCAAAGGUUGUGUUACAUUAGUUGAGAUUUGUGAAUCUAUUGCAAAGUCUGAGGAUCUUACGUUGCUUGAUCUAGAAGAUUGCAAGAAUCUAAUUAAUCUUCCCCGAACACUUUGGAAGCUCAGAUAUCUUGAGACACUAAUUAUUUCUGGUUGUUCAAGUCUUGGUGAAUUUCCUAUGGAUUUGAGGAAUAUGGAGUCACUGAAAGAGCUUCGAGCUGAUGGGAGUACCAUAAUAAACCCAUUAUUAACUGUAGCUAGGAAAAAGAAAUGGUGGCAUCCAUUUGUUUGGUCAAAACCUCCUAAAAAUCCUGAUGCAGUAUGGGCUUCUUUACCAGGCUCUUUGGUGAAGCUGCAUCUUGCAAACAGCAACCUUUCACAAGAUUCUUUUCCUAAGGAUUUCAGUAACCUGUCCUUGUUGAAGCAUUUAAAUUUAAGCAAAAAUCCAAUACGUGUUCUGCCAGAUGCUGUCAGAAGUCUUGGCAAGCUUGAGAUCCUAGACUUCACUUCAUGUCCACAGCUGCAAUUGCUUGUAGAUCUACCGAGUAGUUUAGAAGCCUUGUGGCUAGAUGACUGCAAAUCACUUGAAAGGGUUACUUCUCUCAAUGGGCUUGCCUUAUCUAACCUUGUAAAAGAAAAUUGCAGAAAGCUAGUCGAGGUAGAAGGCUAUUUCCGGUUGGAACCGAUUUCAAAAGUCAACCAAGAAAUAAUCAAUGACUUAGGCUUGAUAAAUGUGGGAUCAAUGGGAAAUCUUGAAUUAUACCUUGAUGAUGGGUUUUCCUAUUACAACGGGAAGCGCCCUAUCCAGGGUUUGUUUCAAUUUGGUAUAUUUAGCACGUUUAUCCCAAGUGGAGAGGUUCCCAGCUGGUUCGAGGAAAACAAAGUCAGGGAUUCAUCGGUAUCGUUUACCGUUCCACUAGAUGCUAGGUUAAAAUGUUUGAAUGUUUGUUGUGUAUAUGGGGAAACCGACAUUGAUGAAGUCUGGAGUCCUCAUCCAGCAUUUAUUAAAGUGGACAAUAAGACCAAAAAUCUUACAUGGAUAUAUUGUCCUGUAUUCUUUGGUCUUCCAGACCAUGAAGAAUUGGCAUGGUUAAGCCAAUGGAAUUUUGGAAACCAGUUGGAAUGUGGCAAUGAAGCCACUAUUUCUUUCAUCGUAGGAGAUGCUUUUCAGGUAAAGGAGUGUGGUGUAAAAGUUACGUCUUUUAAUCAACAAGAUGAUCAAGUUGAAAGGGAGGAUGAUGAAAUUGUUGGCAGAGAUUUGUUGGCAUUUGAAGAACCAGAUGAGGUUGUGGAUGGAGGAGAUCUACAAGGAUUUGAAGAACCAGAUGAGGUUGUGGAUGGAGGAGAUCUACAAGGAUUUGAAGAACCAGAUGAGGUUGUGGGUGGAGGAGAUCUACAAGCAUUUGAAGAAGCAGAUGAAGAGGUUGUGGGUGGAGGAGAUCUACAAGCAUUUGAAGAAGCAGAUGAAGAAGUUGUGGGUGGAGAUCUACAAGCAUUUGAAUUCAGCAAAGGGAGAUAUUUCCUCUUCCGAGAUCGUUUCAGACACAUAAUUGGAAUGGAUGACUGGACAUCCACACAGUGGUUUGGGAACUUAUUUGGGGACUCCUCGGAUGUCUUAGGUUUGUGGCUAAUAAGGUUUUGUUUAUUUUAUGAAAUGCAGUAUAUAACAAGCACUUGUUAUUCAUGUGUAGAUGCAUUAGGUGAGUCAUGGGAUGGAAAUUGACUCCAAAUGCAAAUGUUUCCUCUUCUUAUGGUAAUGGAUGCCUGGUUUCUACAACAUGUUUGAUAUUUUCCAGUUACCAAGCCUCCUUCAGCUUUGCUCUGGAUUCGAAAUCAUGGAUAACUUGAGGCAGGUAAUACUUGAUUUGCUAAAGACAUGCCUGACCUUCAACCUUAUCAGCUAAAUUCCAACAUUAAUUAUUGAUAAAAUUAACAAAGAAAAGAUUUAAUCCAACAUUGCCUUUCGGGGCCGUUUACCAACGCUUACCCGA